Messenger RNA from Haemorhous mexicanus (house finch), 641 nucleotides. It is a transcript of the gene TXNL4A, whose product is annotated as thioredoxin like 4A. The record is from RefSeq and is a predicted model, not a curated record. The transcript has 4 exons. Gene Ontology annotation, cellular component: U5 snRNP; spliceosomal complex; U4/U6 x U5 tri-snRNP complex. Gene Ontology annotation, biological process: mRNA splicing, via spliceosome. Lineage: Eukaryota; Metazoa; Chordata; Aves; Passeriformes; Fringillidae. The coding region runs from base 108 to 536 and encodes 142 amino acids.
CGCGCCUUCCCGUGCCCGCCCUUCCGCUUCCCGCCCGUCCCGGCGCUGCCGCCGCCCCGAGUCUCUGAGGGAAGGACGCCCGCGGGGCUCCCCAGCCGGCCGCCAGGAUGUCGUACAUGCUGCCGCACUUGCACAAUGGGUGGCAGGUGGACCAGGCCAUCCUGUCGGAGGAGGACCGGGUCGUGGUCAUCCGCUUCGGGCACGACUGGGACCCCACGUGCAUGAAGAUGGAUGAGGUCCUGUACAGCAUCGCCGAGAAGGUGAAAAACUUUGCUGUUAUUUAUCUUGUGGACAUCACUGAAGUACCAGACUUCAACAAGAUGUACGAGUUGUACGAUCCCUGUACCGUCAUGUUUUUCUUCAGGAACAAACACAUCAUGAUUGAUUUAGGUACAGGUAAUAACAACAAGAUCAACUGGGCAAUGGAGGAUAAGCAGGAGAUGAUUGACAUUAUAGAAACUGUUUAUAGAGGAGCCCGCAAAGGUCGAGGUUUGGUGGUAUCACCGAAAGAUUAUUCCACUAAAUACAGAUAUUGAUGUUUCUUUGGGCUGCCUUUUUUCAUAAUCCUACGUCCAGUUAAAUUUAUUCCUGUGUAUGUGUGUACAUAAAUGUAUAUUAAAAGGAAAAAAAAAAACCUACAA